AGUAUAAUUCUGGCCCCUUUAAAAGAAGCAUUGCAUUCGUACACCUUGAUUAGCAAGCCCCUGUUUAUGGACGAAAGACGACUCAAGAGAGCGAAAUCACAAGACACGCAAAGCCUUACUCGUACAUUAAUGUGCCCUCUGGUAUGACUGUUGACUUGGGUUCAAUAAAAAACAAGAAAAAAAAAAGCAUUGCAUUCUAACUUUAACCCUGUUUGGAAACCCAGUAAUCCAUUCUUGUUUGUAUUGUGCUGCUGUAUAUUUCUAAACAUUCUUCUAGCUUACUUUGUUAACCUAACAUUAAGUAGGAAUCUAAAUAUAAGCCACAUUUUCCUUAAUCGCGUAAAAGGUAUAACAGUAUGUAUAACGCGUUGUUUGUACAACAUAUGUCACAGUCUUACUGGAGCAGGAAACAAUCACGAAUGGAAUGAGGCACUGGCCGAGCCAUGCCGGCAGGCUGGUGCUGCACACUACUCUGGCUCGCCGGGCAUCUUCCCCUUGAGAGCUGGGGGCCAGUUCGAGCAAUGCGCCUGCUGUAGUCAAUUCUUUAACGGUGGGGCUGGCGGAUCGCUCUGAGAUCAUGCGUUUGGAACACCCGCCUGCAGGAGCAGCGAGAUGCCAGUGAGAGGAAGCAAAGAAUAUGUUUUGGACCUGGGUAUCAUUUCUGAAUUAUUAUUUGGGAAAACAGAAAGUUAGGCGAUUACUUCAUUGUCCUUCCUUAGUCGGUUAUUCUUCGGCCACACCUCGGAUUCGCACAGUUGGCUACGUACGGUGCGAAAGGAGUUCAACAUACAUUAAAACAAUUUCCUUCUUUCCAGCGGGAAGUCGUCGAUGUUUUCCAACCGGUGGUGGUGGAGGUGACCUAUGGCCUCCUUGCGGUGGCUGCGGGGCCCAGUGAUGUCCCCCCACAUCCCCUCCAGCCCAUGCUGCGACCAAGAGCCCAGGGACACGUGGCCUGGAGCCAGACUUUGCUCCAGUGCCACUCUGUGACCACAAACUGUACACCUGACCUCUGGGUGGAGGUCGUGUUUAUUCAUUCUGGCUCCGAGCAUCCUGGGAACAACGUGGUGGCUGGAAACACACGCACACUGCUGAUGCACGUUAGCGUACACAACCGCGGAGACUCUGCCCAUGGCUCCUCUCUCUCUGUGGCCUUCCCACGCCCGCUGCACUACAUCAAGGCUCUCGUACAGGGUGAUGAGCAUCAUAGUUGUGCACCUACAGCUUCAUCACUGGUGUGCAACUUAGGACCCCAGUUGAUUGAACACAACUCAACGAGGAAAGUCGGCAUUUUGUUUGACACCAACAUGCUUACCGGGGAUGAGGGAGAGUUGCCGUUUAAUAUAACUGUGAAAAGUGAGACUCCUGAAGCAGAGUCCACCCUAGAGGACAAUUACAAGAAGGCUGUAGUCCACGUCACCAAUGCAGCUACAGCGAUCAUCAAUGGAACGGUGUCUCCAGCGCUAUUUUACUUCGGCGAAGCUGCCAAGGGGGACCAAACCUCAGAGUGCUUGCAACAGACGGUCCUCUUCUCAAUAAAGGUGACGAAUAUGGGUCCCAGCAGAGUGCGUGCAGCCUGGGUGCAGCUCCUGGUCCCUGGGCAACUGUCGAGCGACGCUCCCAAGCUCUUCACUGUACUGGAGACCAAGGUAGGAGGCCAGGCAGCCAAUUGUGUAAUUGACGGUUCAGCUGAAAAUUGUCACCACCCGGAUGUGAAAAGCAACCCUGGAUUUUUUCAAAACUUGAUCAACAUCAUCAAUUCUAAGCACCUGAAAGUGACAUGCGGUGGCAUGGCCAGGUGUGUGAACAUCACCUGCCCUCUCGGCAGCUUGCACAAGGGGAGUGUUCGUGAUGUGGACAUCAGGACUUUGCUGGACACACGCGUGCUGGAGAUGGACCGUGCGGCGUGGGUGCAGCUCGACGCGGAGGCGAGCGUCACGCUGCACGGAGUCGUCCCGGACGGCGGGCCCGCACGCGCCACGGUCACCGCGGACGCCAAGUACGAGCCGCGAGAAGUGGUCGACGUUGUGACGUGGAGCGUUGUGCUCAGCUCUCUGGCAGGGGUGCUCGUGCUCAGCGCCAUCGCGUUCGUUCUGUGGCAGGUUGGCUUCUGCAAACGAACGAUACCAGUGAGAAAGCCUCGCCGGAGAAACGCCUACUGAGUGGGAUAAUUGUGAAUCCUUUACACUGCAGGAGGCGCCAAAGGCGAGGUGUUAACUACCUCGCCUGGUAUGCAGGAGGUCGUGGGUUCGAUCCCGACCAUCACACCCGUAUAUUUGGA
Molecule: messenger RNA, 2278 nt
Organism: Petromyzon marinus (sea lamprey)
Lineage: Eukaryota; Metazoa; Chordata; Hyperoartia; Petromyzontiformes; Petromyzontidae
Source: RefSeq, a predicted model, not a curated record